AUGAGCGACGCAGCGACGGUAACGGGUCAGCGUGCAGACGGAGAAACCCGGCAGUCGAAUCCGGAUGACGCGUGGCAAAAGCUCAUUCGCCAGCUGGAGGACUGUUUCGCGGAUGAGAAAGCCCCCUGGAUCGUCCCUCUGCGGCCGCACUUCACAGCUGCUGCUCGCCGGGGGGACCCCUUCCUCUCCCUCCCUGCUGCCGUCCUUCCAGCCUUCGCCAAGAAGGUCACUGCUGCAUGUGCAUCCAUCGACCCUGCAUGUGACAGCAACCCGGCAGCGGCUGUAGCACUCGUGCUGGCAGCAGUUACCCAAUCACAGACACUGGAGCUCGCUGCUGCUGCUGCAACUGCUGCAACACCUUUAUCAGCUGCUGCUACAACUGCUGCAACACCUUUAUCAGCUGCUGCUACAGCCUUAUCUUCACAGGGGCAUGGGAGUGGGGUGGGAGAAACGAGGGGGCUGGGAGAAGCGUGUGAGGGAGAGUCACGCGAGGGAUUCCCUUGGUCGGGUUUUUGGGUGAGGCGGCGGGAGGCAGCUUCUGGGAAGGUUCUUCAGGAGCUGCUGGUAGCAAUGCCUGCUGUGAAGAAAGCCACAGACGGAGAGGGAGGGGGAGGGGGAGGGGGAGGGGGAGGGGGAGGGGGAGGGGGAGGGGGAGGGGGAGGGGUGGGAGCGAGGGAUGAAAGAAGUGUGGAUAAGAUAGGUGAAAACGGAAAGGAAGGCUUGGCUGAGGAUUCUGCAGGGAAGGAGGAGGUUAAAGAGGAGGCAGUGAAAGGGGCACCUCUGAAACGCAAGGAUGGGGAGGAGGGUCCUAAGACAGUAGGUGCUGCUGCAAUUGGAAUGGAAGGAGGAACGGGAGGGAAGGAAGAAGCAGAACGAGUAGGGACGAAGAAACAUGAGGAGGGUGGGGAAAGGCGUGUGUCCAUGGUGGUCAUUCCAUGCCCCUCAUCCCCGUUAUUGCAUGCAUGCCAGAAAAAACAAAACCACCAGCAGCACCAGCAUCUCCAACAGCAGCUGCAGCAGCAGCAAUGCAACCACGAGGUGCCACGGAUGGUGAAUGUGACUGUAAGGAGGGAUGAGUACAUUCUGGAUCGAAUAGCAGAGGUGCUUGUAACGAGCUGGUCCGGGGAUGAGAGCAGCAGUGGUAGGGUGGAGAAGGAUGGCAGCAACGGUGGUAGUCGCAGAGAGGGCGAGCGGAGGGAGACGAGCAGGGAUAAGAGACAGGUGGUUGCUGGUGCAGAUGCCGGAUCACUUGUCAUCUCCAAGCUACUGCACAAGCAUCAUCCCCACAUGCGUCUUUUCUCCUUCCUCCCAGCCUCCCUCUCGCUCCCUCACAACAUCUUGCCGCCACCAACACAACAAUUUGAAUCAGCAGCCCCAGGAGAAGACGCAGCAAAAGAAAAUUCAGCAAGAGAAGCUUCAGCACGAGCACCAAAUGCUACUAGCACGGCACCCUGCCAGCUGGCAUUGAACAGCACGGCGAGCUGGCUGGCGGGGUGUGAGGUGCGGGGACCUGCGGUGGUGGCGGUGGUGGAGGCAUCGUGGAGCGACAACCGGAGAGGGGAGAUGGAGGAGGAGGGAGUGGUGGCAUGGGACGUGUACAGUUCAGACGCCCUGGCCCAUCUCUUGCUCAUACUCACUGUCUAUCUGUGCUCGUUCCACCUCUCCUCACCACUCUCCAUCCCUCUACACCCCUCCCCACCUCCCGCCACUCUCAAACCCCCUAUCCCCCCCUCUCAGGCGUCUGCUCGCCUGUCAUCCCAGGGGCAUGUAUCAGCUCAGCCCGGAAGUGCCCCUCCUUUGUCUCCUGUCCUCUCUGCCUCACUCUCUCACACACACACCGCCCAUGUGCCUCUCUUCCUUUUAACACCCCCCCUCUCCUUCCCCUCCAGGCGCCUGCUCGCCCGGCAACCCAGGGGCAUGUAUCAGCUCAGCCUAGAAGCCCCUGUCCUCGCCUCCUUACCUCUCUCCUUCUCCUCCACGCCCCUCUGGCGCGGCAAACACCCCAAGCCUAUGCUUCUGGAGCUCUGCACCAUGCAGCGCGCCAUUGACCCCUCGCCCAUGUGCAUGGGCAUGUGCGGCUUCAAGACUGAGCAUCAGCAGCAGCAGGAGCAGGAGCAGCAGCAAGGGAAGGAUGGGCGGCAGGAUCAGGAGCAGAAGGAUGAGGACCGGGAGAAGGCACAGGAGGAGCAGGAGGGGCAACGUGGGCAGUGCUGCUGCGAGCACAAGUCCAUGCAGCUGGCAGUUGGAGACCCUGUGUUUGAGUUCCCAUCCCCUUCAGGCUCCCUCAUACCCACAACCACAGCCACAACCACAGGCACAGGCAUAGGCACAGGCCAAGGCUCUGGUGGUGCGAGUGGUGGCACCAGCAGCAGCAAUACCACUAAUGGCAACGGCACAGCUGUCAACAGUGGUGGGUUCAAAUGCCGGGUGACCAUCAACAGAGGCCCUUCCUCUCCUCCCUUGGUUGCUCUCUCCCCCCGCCGCUAUGCUGCACGCAUGGAUGCAGUGCAUGCUGCGUGCUUAGAGGCCUUGAGGGCGAUUCAGAAGGAGUAUGCGGAAGUGUGGGGGAGAGUGGUUGAUCCCUGGGGGGCAUGGGGGGGAGAGGGGCAAAGGGAGGAAGGAGAGGAAGGGGAGGACGGGGAACGAAUGGAGAUUUGUACAGGAGACGGAAAUGGGGGGUAUGGAGAGGAGAGGGAGGAGAAGGAAAGGGAGGAGGAGAAGAGGGAAGAGGAGGAGGAUGGGGAUGGCAGAAUGGCAAGGAAGCGUUUGAAGGAGGUUGAAGAUUCCUCCCCAACACGAGCACCCACCAGUGCAGUGCCAAUGCUAGGCAGUACUGAUGCCGUGGCAGCGCUAGGGUCUUCUCCACGCCCAUCUCCCUCUUCCUCCUCCACACCUGCUGCCUUGGGCUGCCUCGUAUCCAUCUCCUAUAGGGUAUCUCUGCAACAGGGCGCAAAAUUGCCUCACGGUUGCUCAGAAGAAGUCUGCUCGGAGGGCAAGGAGGAGGUGUGCUUGGAGAGCAAGGAGUGCUUCGAGUUUGAGUUUGGGCGGGGCUGUGUGGACGAGCGGAUCGAGGCUGUGAUUGGCCGCUUGCUGCCAGGUCAGACUGCUGACAUCAGAGUUCCGAUCCGCGGGCAUCUGCCGCCCUUCCCGGCUCUGGAGGCGAUUCAGCCUGCGACAGAGUUCACAGCCCUCCACUGUCGAGUCACGCUGCUCUCAGUGGCGGCAGCGGAGGAGGAGGAUCGAAUCGAUGCAGCCAUCUUCUCCCCCUCCCUCUCCAAGCAACGCCUUGCCUUUGCCGCUGCACUCAUCUCAAAGCACUCGCCGGCUUUCCUCCUGGACGUUGGGUGCGGGUCUGCCUCUCUCUUCGACUACUUGCUGUCUGCUUCAGCCGCAGCAAGCAAGGGCAGUGGCAAGGCCGGUAGUGCUGGCUGUGACAAUGGCAGUGGAAGCAGUGCUGAGCGAUUUUGUUUACCGGCGAGCAUGGUGGGGUUUGACAUCAGUCAGAAGGAGCUGGAGCGGGCUGGUCGGAGCCUAACUCGCACCAUAACAAGCCUGCAAGCAGCCUCACAGCCGGCAGCAGACGCAGCCACUGCAGCAACACAGGUUGAGCCGGCACCUGAAACAACCUGCACCGUUGCAGCACGAGCAGCUUCAGCACGGUUGGCGCUCUAUGCCGGUUCCCUUGCUGACGUGGACGAUCGCAUGAAGGACGCUGACGUGGCAACUUGCUUGGAGGUGGUGGAGCAUUUAGACGAGGAGCCACUGGCAGCCUUUGGGGCCGUGGUGCUGGGGGCACUCAGACCCCGCGUUCUGCUUGUCUCCACUCCCAACAUCGAGUACAAUCCUGCCAUUCGUGCUGCCACCGCUGCUGCUGCUGCUGAUGCGACCGCUGCUGUUGCUGAUGCUCCUGCGGCUGUUGCUGGUGCUUCUGCUGGUGUUGCUGCUGUAGCUGAUGCUCCUCAGGAUCCUCCACUGCAGCAGCCACAAGAAGCAGCAGGGCAGGCAGGAGGAGGGAAGAAGAGGCGGAAAAAGAAGAAGGGACAGCAGGCAGGCCAGCAGGCGGAUCAGACAGGACAGCAGGCAGGUCAGACAGGACAGCAGCCUCAGGAGCAGCAGCAGCAGGAGUUGCGAAAUUCUGAUCACCGUUUUGAGUGGACCAGGGAGGAGUUUGAAUCCUGGGCGAAUGCUCUGGCCCAGGAGUAUGGUUACCAUGUUACAUUCGGUGGAGUGGGCGUGCUGCCAGAAGCAGAGCACCUGGGAUUCGCCACACAAACAGCUGUAUUUGAGAGAGCUACAUGUGAGAUGAAGGAUUUAGCCUCGGCUCGUCAAUUUGACCCGCACUCUCCGCUUGAUCAGACCGCGUAUCGUGAUCUUGACCAGAAGAAACGCGGCUCGCCGUUACGAAGCCGCGCGGAUAAGCGACGGUUUGGCGUAACAGCAAAAGCAGCAGCAGCCAUGGAUGGAACGCCAGGUUCAGCAGUCGCUGCAGGUGCUGUAACGGGAACUGCAGCUCCCUUGGCGAAACUAUCCCGCCGGAUCGUGAAUACCGACGAACCCGUUAUUGUUCAGAUGCGUGAUCUCAUGACGCUCAACCCUGACGUCAUGUCGCUGGGCCAGGGCGUGGUGUACUGGUUACCGCCCGAUGCAGUCCUGGCAGCAGCGCAGGCAGCGGUGCAUGACCCAGUGAGCAGCGGGUACGGAGUGGACGAUGGCACCAAGGAGCUCCGGGCAGCGCUGGUAGAGAAAGUCAAGACGGAGAAUGGACUUAUGGACUCGUCCAUCAUGGUUACUGCUGGGGCCAACCAGGCGUUUGUGAACGUGGUGCUGACGCUCUGUGACCCGGAUGACGCUGUGGUGCUCUUCAAGCCCUUCUACUUUAACCACCAGAUGGCGUUUCAGAUGACCGGUGUGACUGACAUUGUGUAUGGGCCCUGUGACUCUGACACCCUGCAUCCCAGCGCUGAUUGGCUAGAGGAGGCGCUUUCAGGGAAGGAGGGCAGGAAGGUUCCCAAGGUGGUGGUGAUAACCAAUCCCAACAACCCCACUGGGACCUAUGUUCCCGAGGACUUACUGCGGAGAAUCUCCGCUAUAUGUGAGAAGGCUGGCUCCUGGCUGGUGCUUGACAACACCUACGAGUACUUUAUGUACGGUGGUAACCGCCAUGUGUGCCUGGAGGCCCCUCACGUGCUCAACAUCUUCUCCUUCUCCAAGGCCUAUGGCAUGAUGGGGUGGCGUGUUGGCUAUAUCGCGUACCCCAACUCCUCCCCUAGGCUUGGCCCGUCUCUCAUUAAAGCCCAGGACACCAUCCCCAUUUGCGCCAAUCUCAUUGGCCAGCAAGCAGCCCUCGCCGCCCUCCAAUCCCCUUCCGCCGGGAAACCCUUCGUCGACCGCCUUAUCCAGACCCUAUCCCCGAACCUGGAGCAGGCUCGGGACGCCCUAGCCAUGCUCACAGGUCCGGGGGUUGGAGGGCGGGUGUGGGGCGGGGAGGGGGCGAUUUACCUUUGGGCGAAGCUUCCGGAAGGAUGUGAAGAUGAUGGGGCUGUGGUGAGGUGGUUGGUGAGUGAACAUGGUGUGGUGGUUAUUCCGGGGAGUGCGAGCGGUGCACCCGGGCAUAUUAGGGUGUCUUUUGCAAACUUACCCGCGGAAAAGUACAAGGUUGCUGCAGGGAGGUUGAAGAAGGGGCUUCAAGAGCUGGUUAAGGGGAUGAGGUUUCCUCUAAGUCAGUAA
Molecule: messenger RNA, 5727 nt
Organism: Closterium sp. Naga37s-1
Lineage: Eukaryota; Viridiplantae; Streptophyta; Zygnematophyceae; Desmidiales; Closteriaceae
Source: the annotation of a GenBank genome assembly